AUGCCCGACCCGCCGUCGAAUUCUCCAAUCGAUCUUCGUGCACAUAUUCGCUACGAUAAAUAUCAUCGUAUUUCUGCUGAAAAAUCAUAUAAAAACUAUGAAAAACUGUGUGAAACUAUGGGAAACGAAGCAAUUUCGAUUGAAGAAUAUGAGUCUUUGUAUAAUCAAUACAUUGAAGAAGAUGAACGAGAGCUACCAGACAUUCGUGGAUGCAUUUUAUCUGAUGUCAUCAAUGGAAAAACUGCUGAAAAAUCAUUGGACGAUUUGUGUGAUGCAUUCAAAUAUCAGAAAAUCGAUAAAGAAGAUCAUGAUUAUUGGUACAACCGAUUUGACAGUGGACACCGUUUCACUCGUGUCACAUUUUCCGAUUUCCCAGAAGAUGUCCUCGCUGAAAUUGUGGAGAAAUGUGAUAUCAUAUCAUAUUUGAAUCUCCGCAACGUUUCAUAUGGACUUCGAGCUAUCGCAGAUCAGCUGCCGCCUCCCUGUACUCAUAUCGAGUUCGAUAUUACAGUGUUUGGUUGUCCAGACGUCUUUGUGGAUGGUACACUUAUCGUUGACUCGGAAUUGGAUGUUUUAACGAAGAAAAAUUCAAGUCUUCAAAUGGAAGCGAUUGAAAUCGGAGUAUUGGAACCUUUACUGAGAAAUCCGAAACUUCGUCUGAAAGAUUUCGAGUUUUAUUCGAAAUCUGGUUCCUGGCUUGAAGGCGCUUUUUUGUAUACUGAUGCCGUAAUCAAGCUGCUAAACUCAUUGGAUCACAAAUUCCACGUGAAGAAUUGCGCGAUUGGAGUCAAAAAGCCGAAGAACUUGAUGGACAUUUUACGGUGUUUCAAACCGGGAACACUCGAAAGAAUGGAAAUUAUCGAUGGAUUUACACUUCUCCAUAUCUACGAAAUUGCUAAAUUGGAUCAAUGGAAACAGGCGAAACAUCUCGAAUUGCGUUUGUAUGGAGACGGCAUGCCACCGAUGGAACAUUUUCUUCAUUUUUCAACUAUUGAAAUGCGGUCUGGAUCGAUUUCUCUGACAGAUAUAGUCAAUCUUUGCGAUAGUGUAUCCAAAUGGACCAACUUCGAACAUAUCCAAAUAGAAAAUUACACGAGAUUGGAUAAGGAAGAAAUCAAGAGAGUUCUGAAUCUUCAGCCAACUGCCUCUCCAGAAGUUUACACAAUUCCAAAUUCAAACUUGUUUUUUCAGUUUUUGCUGAAUCGAUUCGGUAUGGGAUCUUUUAAAAUCUACAGAAAUUAA
Molecule: messenger RNA, 1242 nt
Organism: Caenorhabditis remanei
Lineage: Eukaryota; Metazoa; Nematoda; Chromadorea; Rhabditida; Rhabditidae
Exons: 4
Coding region: 1-1242 (413 amino acids)
Biological process (GO): innate immune response
Molecular function (GO): protein binding
Source: RefSeq, a predicted model, not a curated record